Molecule: messenger RNA, 1575 nt
Organism: Cajanus cajan (pigeon pea)
Lineage: Eukaryota; Viridiplantae; Streptophyta; Magnoliopsida; Fabales; Fabaceae
Source: RefSeq, a predicted model, not a curated record
AAUGCACAUUAUAAAACUCCUCAACGUCCUCUCUUUGUGGGACACAACCCCAGAUGGUAAGAGAAACACAUCCCCCAAAAGUGCAGCCAAAGAAGCCAAGAAAAAUCAUUAAAUAAAAGAGAUUUUGAUCUCAUGAUUAUUAUAUAUAUAAAUAUUCCACCAUAGGAAUAUAUCUCUCUCUCUCUAAACAUAUCUCUAACCCCUUCUUACUUGUCUAUUCUUUCUUUUGCUCUUUUUCAUUGUUUUCUUCUUCAGCAGUGUUAACUUCACUUCAUGCACUUGCCCUCUUCUCAUCAACCAUGUCAAAUCAAGAGUUCCUUCUCUCCAAAGAAGAUUUGAGCGAUUUCGAGAUUGUGAAGAGACACACGUUGGAGUUCCUGAGUGAGAGCACAGAAACCCUUUCAAGCAGUAGUUCCAACUCUGAAGAAUUCCAACAGAUCUUUAGAAUAAGAGUUCCCAAACAAGGUGAUUCAGAAUCAGGCACUUCAACAGUACUCAAAGAGGAAAAUGAAGAUGAAGAAGAUGGGUUCAAAACUCCAACAUCUUUGGACCACAAGAUUUCAGUGCCCUCACAGUGCCCACCUGCACCAAGAAAAACCAAACCCUCUCUGAAAAGAAAAGCAUCUUAUUACAACAACCACUGCAACUGCAAAUACCCACUUGAUCUGUCUAAAGAGGUGUUUGAAUUAUUGUUCCCAACCCAACAACAUGUUAGUCCACUCUCUACCUCACCACAAAGCUCCAAGAAAGUUCGAAGACAUGAACACAAAUGAUGCAACAUGGUUUGAAAUUGCGGUUCGCAAUGACAACAAGUAUUUUCCACUCGCGGCAACAACAUCCCCACCAUAUUUUUCUCAUAAUUUCUCGCAAUCUCAAGAAUUAUACCGCAACUGCAAUUUACAACCAUUGAUACAACUUUGGUGCAAAAACUACAUGUGCCAUACAGUUUCUUGCGUUCUGGCUUUCGGCUAAAGGAUACCUGAGUUCGCCAAAAGAGAAAAUACAGUUUGUGUGCAUAACUCAUGACAGGUGCAAAAUUUUGGUCAGUGCCAAUUUUCUUUUUGGUGGUUAAUUAAUUUGUCUUGGGUUGGACCUUAAUUAUUUCUUUGUUCCUGUUGAGAUUUUAAUUUUAGUAUAUAUUCUAUGAGCAAUUUGUUAAGGUGUAAUUAAGCCAAAAAGAUAAAGGUCUUGGAAAGAUUACUGUGAAGUAUGAGUGGCAGUUUGUAGAAUUUCUAACUUUACUACUGUUCCGACCAGUUACUUUUGUACCAGUUAAGAUAUUGUUGGUGCUCCUACAUAAAUAUAUAUACUUCAGCCAUGUUAAAGGAAGAGAAUUUAUUCCGAUGAGUUUAUUUUUUAACACAAAGAUAACAAAAUCAAGAUUCAUCUUAAUUAAAGUGUUAAAUUUGCUUAUCAUCGUUUCCUUUCUGAGAUUCUUCCUUCCGGUUUACACUUACAAGUUGUCUUCGGAUUCCAAAAAGAUUGAGGAAGCAGAAACAGUUGCUAAUACUCGAAACCUGAAUGAUUACGAUCUUGCACUGGCAUGUAGUGAAUUUGAUUGUACAGAAAUUCAUA